Messenger RNA from Physella acuta, 2524 nucleotides. Its product is annotated as xylan 1,4-beta-xylosidase. Gene Ontology annotation, biological process: xylan catabolic process; arabinan catabolic process. The record is from RefSeq and is a predicted model, not a curated record. Gene Ontology annotation, molecular function: alpha-L-arabinofuranosidase activity; xylan 1,4-beta-xylosidase activity. NCBI's taxonomy places the organism in Eukaryota, Metazoa, Mollusca, Gastropoda, Physidae.
UACCAAGAUAAAAUUGAACUGUAGUUAAUCACACACUGUGCUGCUGUCCGCUGGCGAUUUUAGUUAACUGUCCCUAGUUUUUUAUUCUGAAAUAUGUUGGUUUUCUUCAUUUUGUUAAUGCUUUUCCGAUAUGUUUUGCCUAAUGAUUUUGUGAUAAAAUUUAAGGAGAAAAUGUAUCCGUUUCAAAACACGAGUUUACCAUGGGACGAAAGGGUUGAUGACUUGGUGGCAAGGUUGACACUACAAGAAAUACAACUGCAACUGGCCAGAGGAGGAACUGGGGACUAUGGAGGCCCAGCGCCUGCAAUCCCUCGACUUGGAAUAGGGCCUUAUGCAUGGAAUACAGAAUGCUUACGUGGUGAUGUUGAUGCAGCUGGAAAUGCAACAGCUUUUGCUCAGGCUAUAGGACUGGCAGCCACAUUUAGUCCAACAUUAAUAGCCCGCGUUGCCGCAGCCACUGGACAAGAAGUAAGAGGAAAGCACAACGACUUUGUCAGACUUGGAAUUUUUACCACACACACUGGCGCCAGUUGUUUUAGUCCUGUUAUAAACAUUGUUAGAGAUUCGCGCUGGGGAAGAAUUCAAGAAACAUAUGGAGAAGAUCCCUUCAUGAGUGGAGUUCUUGCACAAAAUUUUGUAACUGGAUUGCAAGGAUCUGAUUCAAGAUUUAUCCAAGCUAGCGCUGGAUGUAAACAUUUUAAUGUUCACGGAGGUCCAGAAAACAUUCCAGUCUCAAGAUUUUCCUUCGACGCUAAGGUGUCCGAGGUUGAUUGGAGAAUGACAUUUCUACCAGCGUUUAGAGCGUGUGUCAAAGCUGGUACACUUAGCUUAAUGUGUAGCUACAAUAGAAUAAACGGUGUUCCUGCCUGCGCAAAUAAAGAACUUCUGACGGACAUUACGAGAGGGGAAUGGAAUUUUAAAGGUUAUGUCAUUAGUGAUCAGGGUGCUAUUGAGAACAUACAAGAUGAACACCACUACACAAAUAACACUAUUGACACUGCUGCUGCUGCUGUAGGAGCUGGGUGUAACCUAGAAUUAUCAAACAAUCUACCCAAGCCAGUUUAUAUGUCUAUAGUUGAUGCGGUCAAGGAAGGAAAGCUUAGCGAAAGCCUAGUCCGUGAUACCGUCAAACCUCUUUUCUACACCAGAAUGCGAUUAGGAGAGUUUGACCCACCAGAUAACAAUCCAUACGCUCAGCUAGACAGUUCCACCGCUGAGUCGACAGAACAUCAGGCUCUCGCACUAGAGUCAGCCAUUAAAUCUCUUGUUUUGCUCAAAAACAACAAUAACAUUUUACCACUAAAGAAGGAAAAAUAUAAUAAUGUUGCGAUCCUAGGACCAAUGUCAGACAAUGUUCAACAGCAGUUUGGUGAUUAUGCACCAUUUACAGACCAUAGCUUUAUAAAAACACCUUUACAAGGCAUACGAGAAAUUUUUCCGAAUGCCAAAUACUCGAAAGUCUGCAUGGAUGGAACACGCUGCACAUCCUACAAAAAAGAUCUCAUUCCAUUGAUCGUAAACAAUUCUGAUUUGAUCAUUUUUGCCCUAGGAACAGGACCCGACAUUGAAAGUGAAGGUCAAGACAGAGCCGAUUUAGAGCUGCCUGGGUAUCAAAAAGAUCUCCUAAGAGAUGGAUUGCUUUACAGCGGCAACUCGUCGGUGGUCAUGCUGUUAUUUAACGCUGGGCCACUCAAUGUUUCGGCAGCUGACGACAAUAACAGAAUUGAGGCGAUCAUUGAAUGUUUUUUUCCUGCCCAGGCCGCCGGCGAAGCAAUCAGAAACGUCUUAACAAACGCUGGAGGCAACUCCUCGCCUGCAGGAAGACUACCACUCACAUGGCCUUAUUAUUAUGACCAGUUACCGCCCAUGACCAACUAUUCCAUGGAAGGUCGCACCUACCGUUACAUUAAAUUUGAUCCGUUGUAUCCAUUUGGAUAUGGGUUGUCUUAUACAACAUUCAACUAUUCUAGGUUUCAAUAUUUACCAUCAAUACACGCAAAUGAAACUCUUUUAGUUUGGCUUACUGUGUCUAAUGUGGGAAACGUUGACUCUGAUGAGGUGGUUCAAUGCUAUAUAAGUUGGGGAGAUAAAACACUACCAGUGCCAGUACGACAGCUGGUGUUCUUUGACAGAGUUCAUAUUAAAGCUGGUCAGUCGAUGGAUAUGGACAUCGCAAUUCUAGGGGAGACUAUGGCAUUCUGGGACAAUGGCCAUUGGGUUAUUAAAGAAGGACUGAUGACUUUAUACUGUGGAGGACAGCAACCGUUUCAGAAAAAAUCUGCACCAUCCAAUAUACUUUCUGGUCAAUUUAUUAUAAAAAAUACUCUAAUAGCAAAGGCACUUCUAACUGACAGAUACGGAUCGUAAUUGGUACGUGGGUCAAGAAAUGAAGACAAUGCAUCGUGACAUUCACUUUGACUUAAUUGGUCGCCUGAUUAUCUUUUAUCAAUUAAUUAAAAUUUGGACCGAAUUAGUAGGCAGUUCUAUCCACGCGCCUCAUCACGGCCGUCUUGGGCGUGGAGCG